UCAAAUAAAUUGGCAUUUUAUUGAACAAAUGAAAUCGAGCAAGAAAACUCAGCAAUCUCCAAAAUGCCCAAACCUUGCUUUGUGUGCCUAAUUUCAAUCAUUUUCAUAUGUCUGGAAACAACGUAGAACUGUUAGAGAUCUACUCAGAGGGCAUCAAAGCUUGGUUCCCCGAUGAGGAGCUCGGUUGGGUCUCAGCCUCAGUUAAAUCAAAAGAACAAACAAACGAUUCAGUGAAGAUCGUUUUUCAAGACGACAGCAAUUCAGAAAAGGAAUAUGUUUUUGAUGCACCUUUGGCCGAUAUUGUAUCAAAUAAAGUCGAACUACCUCCGCUUAGAAACCCUCCUAAUAUGGAGGAUACAGAUGAUUUGACAAGUCUAAGUUAUUUAAAUGAACCUUCCGAGGUUCAGCAGAUAAAAAAAAUACCACAACAACAUGUUUUUGUUGGAGGGAGCUCCUAUAUAACACAUAAUUGAGCACUUUUGUCUCCUAACUUGUUUAAAAUAAUCGUAGUAUUACACACAAUCAAAAAUAGAUAUGAAGACAAGAAAAUUUAUACUUAUUCUGGGAUUGUCUUGAUCGCCACAAAU
This is a messenger RNA of Mycotypha africana, 587 nucleotides long. RefSeq lists its product as uncharacterized. NCBI's taxonomy places the organism in Eukaryota, Fungi, Mucoromycota, Mucoromycetes, Mucorales, Mycotyphaceae. The transcript is spliced from 4 exons. The coding region runs from base 108 to 473 and encodes 121 amino acids. The record is from RefSeq and is a predicted model, not a curated record.